AGUUAACUUGGAUACUAGGCUAGGCGAGGAUCUCGGUGCUUACCGUGUGCCCCCUCUCCCUUUCAUCGUGGAAAAAACUAUUUAGUGAUUUCGUGUUACGAUUUUGGGUAUUUUGAGAUCCGGGCGAUUUCGAAUUGGUCUUGAUUCGAAAGGAAUGGAGAAGAAGAGGCAACCAACAAUGAUUACGACCAGCGAGACUGUGUUACAUACCAAUCUUCUAACGACGACUGGUCAGCGUCUUACUCCAACAGGAAAAAUCAGCCAUGCCAAGACGCGUGUCUAUACGCAACGAUAUCGUAAAGAAUGGGAACAAAUGCCUGAUUUUAAAGGAUGGUUGACAUCCGUACCAUUUCAACCAACACGUGCCUAUUGUAUGUAUUGCAAGAAAAAUCUUCAUGCGCAUCGACUGUCUUUAUUAAAACAUACAUGUACGAUGAAACAUCAACGUGCAGCUCUAUUACACGAAGCGGAAGAAAAAAAGAAGGCUGCAGCCCGAAAGGCAAAUAUAGGAGAAGAGGUUGAAGUAGAAGAAGUUGAAGAAAUUGAGGCUAUAGAACAUACUCAAACUGAAAUAGAAGAAAAUGAAGAUGAAGUGGAAUAUGUUGUUGAGAGAUUAGAAACAGAUGAUGAAUUGGAUGAGGCACAAAUCAAAGAUCCAAGUGAAGAUGUUGGAGGUGAAGUUGAAGAUGAAGAAGAAGAGGAAGAAGAAGAAGAUGUAUCACAUUUACAAAUGCCUUCUGAUGAAGAAGAUGUUAAACAUUCUAUAAAAAAAAUUAAAAUAGAAAGAGUGGAAAAUUGUGAGGAUUCUUUGACUGAGGCUAUGGAUCAUAUGCAAAGUGAAUAUUUAGAAGAAACAGAUAAUCAUGGAACUGUACAAAUGGAAAUGGUUGUAGAAUCAGAAGAUCAAAGUAAUUCAGAAAUGCAAGUUGUAUCGAUUCUUCCUGACACAGAAGAUUCUAAUAAAGAAUCACCAAAGGAAUUGCGUGAAAAUGGAAGAACAAUUCGACGAAAUGACGGUAAAUUAGAUAGAAAAUCUGCAAAAUUAUUGCAAGAUGAAUGUAAACAAGGAGAUUCGGGAAUAAUGAUGGCAUGUCCAUUGCCUAUUUUAGGCACAGCUUAUCAAAUUAAUUCUUCGGUUGCAUCUACUACUAAUACAAUUGGUGUGCUUCAACCUGUGAAUACAAUUCCCAUUGCACCUGCACAAAAUAAAACGAUUACUUUAACAUCGGGUGGCAAAACUUUAACUUUAACAGGUGGUACAUUCCAACCUGGUACUCAGUAUGUACUGAGUAAAUUAAAGGGUAAAUUUCCUACGUUGGUAAUGGCUGAUAAGAAAACUGCAAUUGCAGCUAAUCAAGCAGAGGACGCCACAAAAGGCGUUCAAAUAACCAAGGAUCAACUAGCUGUAGCAAGUACUAGUUAUCAAAGUCCGAAAAAACAUGUACUUUUAAAAACUAUUAAAUCCCCUACGGUUAAAAAGCCUCGUAUUUCUACUCACGUCGUAGAUACAAGUAAAGGUUUACCAAUUGGAGGUUUGCAAGUUAGCCUUUAUAAAUUAAUGGAUGGAAGAUGGACUUUUUUAAAUGAAAGUAAUACAAGUCCAAAUGGUCGAUGCGUAGAUUUGGUGGAUAAUAUGAAAGUUAAUUUCACAGCUGGACGUUAUAAAAUUCAUUUUGAUGUUGAUAAGUAUUUUACACUAAGGAGAAUAGAAACAAUGUAUCCGUUUAUCGAAAUUGUUUUUGACGUAAAAAAUCCUGCUGGGCAUUAUCAUAUACCGGUGCUUCUGAGCCCAUUUGGCUAUACCACUUAUCGUGGUUCUGAAAGAUGAAUAUU
Molecule: messenger RNA, 1833 nt
Organism: Apis laboriosa (Himalayan honeybee)
Lineage: Eukaryota; Metazoa; Arthropoda; Insecta; Hymenoptera; Apidae
Exons: 7
Coding region: 155-1828 (557 amino acids)
Biological process (GO): purine nucleobase metabolic process
Molecular function (GO): hydroxyisourate hydrolase activity
Source: RefSeq, a predicted model, not a curated record